AUGGUAAGAAUUGUAUACUUAUCGAACACAUCAGGUGUUUCUACGCGGGUCGAUCCAAGCCAACUCCAGAAUAGCUGGGCUCCCCCCGACAACCUCUCCCCCCUUUCUUUCCCAGACUGGCAGAGUCAACCUCCUUCUCUCCAUCCUCCUUGUUCAUCUUUCGCUUCAUUUCUUCCUUCUCCUCUUCUUUUCUUUUCCUCGUCUCUCGCUUCUGGUCAAUUUACUCCAACCCCCCCCCCCUUUUUUUUUGGAAACAAUUCCAGGGGACCUUAA
Penicillium roqueforti is the source of this 273-nucleotide messenger RNA. RefSeq lists its product as uncharacterized. Lineage: Eukaryota; Fungi; Ascomycota; Eurotiomycetes; Eurotiales; Aspergillaceae. The record is from RefSeq and is a predicted model, not a curated record. The transcript is spliced from 2 exons. The coding region runs from base 1 to 273 and encodes 90 amino acids.